This is a messenger RNA of Aureococcus anophagefferens, 540 nucleotides long. RefSeq lists its product as hypothetical. Lineage: Eukaryota; Pelagophyceae; Pelagomonadales; Pelagomonadaceae. The transcript has a single exon. Bases 1 to 540 code for a protein of 179 amino acids. The record is from RefSeq and is a predicted model, not a curated record.
AUGCGCUUCGCGGCGCGCUGCGCCCGCGGCGCGAGCCCGAAGCCCCUGAGCCCCAACAGCGCGAAGAAGCACUCGUCCGUGCUCCGCCACGUCGUCCUCGAGGACGACUUUCUCUUCGACGCGCUCAAGAAGCGGUCCCCGCUCUUCGCGCCCUACCGCCGCAGCCACACGCUCGCGGCGCUCGACGCCCUGGGCCCGGAGCCGACGCGCCUCGGCGUCGCGACGCUCGAGGCCCACGCGGGCAGGGACGACGCCUUGGCGUUCGCGGUCUACAACGCGGAGCGCCUCAAGCGGUCCUGCGUCAAGUACGCGGGCGUGCGCGCGCCCGCGGCCAUCCUCGGCGCCGUGCUGUCCCUGUCGGCGGCGCUCCGGGGCCGCGUCGCCGUCGGGCGCCUCGGCCUCGACGACGCGAUCAAGAUGCCGCGCGCCGACCGCGCGGGCCUCGAGGCCGCCAUGACCAAGAAGCGCAAGGCCAUGGCCCUCGCCGACACGACGCGCCUCCGGGGCCAGUUCCGGGGCAAGGCCCUCUGCUUCAACUAA